AUGUCGCAAAACUGUGAACAUCCAUUUUGUAUUCGUUUCAUCGCGACAAAAUGUUCUAAUCAUUGUCAAUUAGAACUCUGUCAAGAACACUUGAUUGAACAUAAAAAUUUAUUUCUUGCUCAAUAUCAAAAAUCGUUUAAUAAUCUUCAUCAAUCAUUAAAUGACUUGGUUAAUUCAAUGGAAGAAAGAAAAAAAACUCUUGAUGACAACUAUCAAAAAGAUGUUUCGGUACUCAAUGAAAAUCAUCAUAUUCAAUUAGAUGAAGCAGAACGAAAAUUUUUAUUUGUCAAUGUAACACAAAAACUAAUCAAAAAGAAACUUCAACUUUUAACUGAUGUUAAAAAUGAUCAAGCUUUUCUAUAUCAAUACGAUAUUGAACAGAUUAAAUUAUACUUAACAACAAUGCAGGAAUAUCAUCGUGAUAAAAUAGCAACAAAAACUGAAAUUGGUGAAAAUGACUGCGCAAUGUCUUUAUCAUGGAGUGCUGAUGUUCAUUCAGAUAUUGAAGAUAUUCCUAAAUUAAAGACAAAUACAAACAAUGAAAAUAUCCUCAAAUUCCGUGGUCAAUGUCCUUUGAAUCGUCAUGGUAUAUAUGGUUUAACAAAUAAACAUAAUUUACGAUUAUGUUCAUCGAAAAAAAAAAUUACUGAGCUUUGUUUAAUUAAACAUUUUCAUCGCUAUCAUCAUUUAACACAAGAACUAUCAUUUAAAUUAACAAAAGCUAUACUUAAUAAAUUAGAUCCUGUUACAACAUGUAUUUUUCCACCUGACCUAGAUCUUAUGGAUCAAUACUAUCAUCCUAUAAAAUGUCCAUUAAAUCAAUUGAAAUUUGCUAAUAAAUGUGAAAGCACAUUUUUUAGAGAUUCAUUAAAAAAACAUUUGUUAUCAGUGCAUCAAUUAUCAUUACCAGCAGCUAUGAAAAUUAUUACAACAUUUAGAAAUCAAGGUGAUUUUAUGCAAGUUAAUCUUAAUGAAAAUGAAUUAAAAAAAAAAGGCAAAAAAUAA
Rotaria socialis is the source of this 1005-nucleotide messenger RNA. The record is from the annotation of a GenBank genome assembly. Lineage: Eukaryota; Metazoa; Rotifera; Eurotatoria; Philodinida; Philodinidae.